UAGCGCAGUUCAUAAACAACUGGUUAGCACUUUCUCCUCAGAACUCCUCGAUCUCCAACCAUGUUUUGCCCUAAAUUUCCAUCCACCAUAAAUGGCUUCUUUCGGUCUCCAACGAUCCAAUCUCAACUUCCCGCCAAUCUUCCUCACCCUAGUGAAAUACCAUGCAUUACUACCAGUUAUCCUCCACCUAUACGAAUUCUAGCGGUAAUAGCAACAACGGCAGAAGUGAAGCAAGUGGCAGCAAUGCCCCUGUUAAUACUGCCGGGUCAGCACCACCCUCUAGCGGGCGUCACCCAGUUUAUCGUGGAGUAAGGCGUCGGAGUACUGGAAAAUGGGUGUCCGAAAUUCGCGAGCCCAGAAAGCCUAAUAGAAUCUGGCUAGGCACAUUUCCUACACCUGAAAUGGCUGCAGUCGCUUACGAUGUGGCAGCGAUUGCUCUCAAGGGUCAACGUACUGAACUUAACUUUCCCAACUCAGCCUCUUCUUUGCCCGUACCCGCCUCCACUUCCUCACGCGAUAUCCAAGCAGCAGCAGCCUCUGCCGCCGCCGCUUUAGGGGCUGCAGCAGCUGCUAUGGGGGCUGCAAGAGAUGCUUCAACCGGAAAUGAGGGUGGUGGGGCGCGAAGCACACUUGAGCCAGAAAUACCAGAUUCUGAUGGAUUUGUUGAUGAGGAUUUGAUCUUUGACAUGCCCAAUGUUCUUGUGAAUAUGGCUCAAGGAAUGCUUCUUAGCCCACCUCGCUUGGACAUUGCAGGCGAUGACGCUGAAAACGCCGAGUAUCAGAACCUUUGGAAAUUUCCUUAACUGCCAUAUAUAUCUACAAUAAUAGGAAUUUUCAACCAAAACAAAACAUGAAGAAACUUAGCGUCAAUAAUAUACGAGUACGCAGUGUUCCAUUGAAAACUUAAAAUGCAACAUGACAACAUGAUCAAUCAAUGCAUGGGUGUAGUACUGGCUUGUAUGUUUUAAUAAUCUGUGCAGGAAUGUGUAUUGGGAAUUUC
Molecule: messenger RNA, 1000 nt
Organism: Juglans microcarpa x Juglans regia
Lineage: Eukaryota; Viridiplantae; Streptophyta; Magnoliopsida; Fagales; Juglandaceae
Product: ethylene-responsive transcription factor ERF024-like
Exons: 1
Coding region: 162-803 (213 amino acids)
Biological process (GO): regulation of DNA-templated transcription
Molecular function (GO): DNA binding; DNA-binding transcription factor activity
Source: RefSeq, a predicted model, not a curated record